AUGAAUGUUCUAUAUAACUACUCAACAGUGAAAGGAUUCCAAAACAUCCUACAACACGUCAUCACCGCCACGCACAAACUUCUUCUGAACGAGCUCGAAAAGCCAGUCCUUGUCGCGUUCACCAAACCGUUAGAGUUGAAACCUUCGUUGGAGUCAAUCUUCAAAAGUCUCAGCAAAGAAGACGUCGAGUGGCGUGAAGACUUCUUCCAGAAGUUUUAUGGCACGUUGGCAACUCCACCAAUCGUAUUUGCACAGCUCAAGGGUCUUCCCGAAGACGAAAUACACAUCCGCACUGCCCUUGGUAAUCAUGCCGAUUUCAUUGACUCCUUGCCCGCGAAGGACGAGCAUGAACUCUGGGAGGCUUCAUCUGAUCUUGGACGGUUCGCGAAACGGCUAGAUGAAAUUGAGCGCCGGUUCAUCAAAGAAAACAAAGACUUGACACGAUUGAAAGAUUUCAGAGACCAAGCCGUUCACCCCGACGCGGUUGUUGAACGCCCAUUUGUCGAAAACCUAUACCAACAAGGCAUUAUUGAUGACGCCAUUCGACAAGAACUGAAUCCAUCUGGGGGGCUAUCUCGUGCAAAUUUUCUAAAAGCUCUGGGAAAGCAGGAAGAUUUUGUCAGGCGUAUAAUGAAGAAGCUUCAAUAUAACCUUUCUGACAAACUAGACGCGUCGGAAGGCAAAUCUGGAGAAAUUGCCGUGCGCACCACUGAACGACUUGCACAAUUCCAAAUAAAACAGCUUAACGCAGAGGCCAAGUCCAUCUAUGUCACACCCGGCCUAUUUGCAGACCCCCCUUCGUACAACUUUGACAAAGCACUAGAAGUCUAUCAGCCAGAUAACAUCAAGAAGCUCGCCAAUCGUUUGGAAAACAAGGAAUUGUUCACCAAGGCCUACAUUGAAGCCCUUUUCUCGCCGAAAUCUCCCGUCGUGGGAUACAAAUCAAAGAUGGAUGAAUUUUUAAGUCAAAUCAAAAUACCACAAUCUGGGCACCUCAUGGACCCAAUCAACAAAGAAGGCAUAACCAAUCAACUACGUGACUUUGACGAAAGAUUGUCUGCGAUAUACCUGAAGCCGCUAGAAAUUCGGGAUUCGCGAUUGGAUAGAACCCCUUACGCAAGAUUGACAGAUCAUGCACGGGAGAACCUCAAUAAGAUAGCGCACGACAUUUACUCUCGGCGUCAAGAACUGGAUAAACUCUUAUCAAUUAAGACAACCUGGGAGGCUGAGAUAGAGAAAUUCGAACAAGAGCAUCUACUACAAAUCCCACAGAUGCUCAAAAUAAUGGAAUCUUCCUUGCACGACACCAAUGCAUAUGAGAUAGCCAGCAGAUCCUCAGCUCAAGCAAACAGUUUAAGUCAAAGGCUUGCUCGAUUUUUCCUUUCCUGGGGUAAAAAAUCUGAAACCUCCUAUAAGAAGUCGCGGAAGAAUAAUAGAUUUAGAUGA
Puccinia graminis f. sp. tritici CRL 75-36-700-3 is the source of this 1446-nucleotide messenger RNA. RefSeq lists its product as uncharacterized. NCBI's taxonomy places the organism in Eukaryota, Fungi, Basidiomycota, Pucciniomycetes, Pucciniales, Pucciniaceae. The transcript has 2 exons. The record is from RefSeq and is a predicted model, not a curated record. Bases 1 to 1446 code for a protein of 481 amino acids.